CAACAUCGAUAUUUUAUUGCUUUGAUUCUUCUUGUACCAGUCUCUUUGUUGGAUAUUUAUUGUUUUGGAAGAUCGCCAUCUGCAACGCUCGUUAAUCACAUGUCUUUUUGGAACAAAAACCCCUCUAGCUCGAAGCAAAAGAUUCGAACAGAAACCGUCCCUAUCAAAGCAUCACCAGGGACCAUAAACAGGGCGCCGUCUCGUUUACAAAGUGAAGCGCGCCUAGCGUCGAGUCUGCCCAGGUCGAAAUCCUUGGGACAGACAAGCAGAAGUUCGCGAAAGGAUAGUUAUUCGACGAAACUCAGCCUUCCCGAAAGAUCCACCAGUCGCAAACGAUCUCCAGUAUACCAGAGGAUAGAAAGUGACUCAAGCGAAGAUGAAGGCCAAGAGUCGCCGCCAGUCAAUAAAAGGCAGAGGCUGACGCCAGCGGAGUUGGACGAUCCAAACCGAACUCUUCCGUCACGAAAGCAGUUUUCGCAAAUAGAUUCUACACUGUUAAUUCAUGCCGCCGAUAUCGCCUCUCAUAAACUUGGUUACCGGGCCGCUUUUGGGGAUACAACUUUGGAAGGGGCUCCAGUGUGUCUGCAGUACCCUGGAAGCUCAAUAGCUGAAAGGUACGAGCUAGUGUUCAAAAAAGAUUCAUUCGACCCUGUGGAGGAAAUCCUAGGAGUAAUAAAGGACUUCACCGACUUCUUCCUUGAUGACGGAAAAGCAGAGCCAUUCGUGGAUCCAGACACUGGUAUUAUCCGGCGACUUGAACGUGCAAGAAACCUCGGUUCGUUAGAGGGGUUUAAGAGUGCCCUUAUCGACUACAACUCUGCAGUAGAGUCAUUGCGAAAUGGAGAGGAUAUUGCAACGGUACUCGAUAAGAAGCAUAGCGUUUCUGAGAGCCUCGUCGUUAGAAUUAUGGCCCAGACGUAUGAUCGAGCGGUCUCUCCAAAGGUCGAUCUCCUUAGGAAAUACGAAAACGGCACCAACGAGAUUUACGGGGAGCUUAAAUCUAAUCUCGUGUACAAAAUUCUUGCCGAGACGAAGAUAACCUCCAAGCAAGUAUUUGUAGAUCUCGGUUCGGGCGUUGCGAAUGUCGUGCUCCAGGCUGCGUUGCAGGUUGGCUGCGAAAGCUGGGGCUGUGAGAUCAUGGAAAAUGCAUGUUCAAUAGCCGAAGCUCAGAAGGCAGAAUUUGAAGCUCGUUGUCGGCUCUGGGGGCUCCAACCGGGGUUGACAAGGCUUGAACGUGGAGAUUUCAUGGUGAACGAAGAAAUACGGGCAGCUCUCCAAAGAGCAGACGUUGUCCUUGUGAACAAUGAAGUAUUCACACCAGAGUUAAACGUCAGUCUGGUCAACCUAUUCCUUGAUCUUAAAGAAGGCUGUAAGAUUGUUUCACUGAAGUCUUUCGUGCCGGAAAAUCGGAAGAUCAGCAACUACAACAACAACGAUCCCUCCAAUAUCUUAGAUGUUGCAAAGAAGGCAUAUUCUACUAAGAGCGUCAGCUGGAAGGAUGAAGGAGGAAAUUACUACAUCUCGACCAAGGACAGCACAAGGUUACAAUUGUAUGGUGAUCGCAGUUGAGUGGACUAGUUUGUGAUUUGGCCGAGGCCUUUCAUAACUAAUGCAACCGAUGAGAGGGUUGAGAGGUUUGGUGUCUGAGGAACGUGUUAAGCUGGGAAGUUGCAUUUUGAGCGGUAUUGACAUAUCCUUACAGUCAUUGCAAAGCGCAUCAAUACCAUUAUUCUCUAGAAUUUUGAGGCUUCAUUCAUUGCGUCGGCUUCUUGGCCCAUACGAGCCAUCCAACGGUCUAUUAGGUCUUUGUUCUCCCUUUUCAAGCGAGCCGUCUGCUGUUCAGCCAUGUUAAGUUGUAAAUCAAGAGACAUGUUUUCGUCUUGGACUUGCUGUAUAUAGUGUAAGUAUUCCGACUGAACUGGAACUGGGUGGGGAACGGUACCACCAAUAAUUGAGCCUUUCCACGUAGCUCUUCGUCUCUGUCUUUGACCUUCAAGAUAAGCUGUGCCCUCUCUGCAGAUAGAUCCC
Pseudogymnoascus verrucosus is the source of this 2028-nucleotide messenger RNA. RefSeq names its product Nucleosomal histone H3-Lys79 methylase (gene DOT1). The transcript has 2 exons. Bases 100 to 1569 code for a protein of 489 amino acids. NCBI's taxonomy places the organism in Eukaryota, Fungi, Ascomycota, Leotiomycetes, Thelebolales, Thelebolaceae. Gene Ontology annotation, molecular function: histone H3K79 methyltransferase activity; histone binding. Gene Ontology annotation, cellular component: nucleus; nucleosome. The record is from RefSeq and is a predicted model, not a curated record. Gene Ontology annotation, biological process: regulation of transcription regulatory region DNA binding; DNA damage checkpoint signaling; DNA repair.